Colletotrichum gloeosporioides is the source of this 414-nucleotide messenger RNA. RefSeq lists its product as uncharacterized. NCBI's taxonomy places the organism in Eukaryota, Fungi, Ascomycota, Sordariomycetes, Glomerellales, Glomerellaceae. The transcript has a single exon. Bases 1 to 414 code for a protein of 137 amino acids. The record is from RefSeq and is a predicted model, not a curated record.
AUGCAAUAUGUACCCGCUGGACUACAUAAUCGACGUCGCGUUUGGCAGCUUCUUGAAGAGAUGUUUGUGGGUGAUGCGCUUCCUUGGGAGACGACCGUUGUCAGCGGCUAUGCAAGCGCAACGCACAUCCCUGCGAUUGAGGACUGCGUCCCACUUUGGUGGAAUAAGUCUGGAGAUCAGAUCUUGUCUGAGCCAAUUUGGAUUCCGUCAAUCAACAACAUUGAUGCGUUCAAACGAAGACUUGGAGGGGAGGUUUACAUACUGGAAGGCUACGCCGGGCUUCAGUACUGGCAGAAACCGUCGCUUAUUGCACAACAUGAGACCUCGGACGACGAGACAGAAACACCAGAUGUCCAUGGAGCUUCAGUUGAAGAGAUAUACAGUGUAUUGAGACCAUUGGGUUAUCCGGUAUGA